This is a messenger RNA of Odobenus rosmarus divergens (Pacific walrus), 580 nucleotides long. RefSeq names its product dynein, light chain, Tctex-type 3 (gene DYNLT3). The coding region runs from base 1 to 351 and encodes 116 amino acids. The transcript has 5 exons. Lineage: Eukaryota; Metazoa; Chordata; Mammalia; Carnivora; Odobenidae. The record is from RefSeq and is a predicted model, not a curated record. Gene Ontology annotation, cellular component: kinetochore; cytoplasm; cytoplasmic dynein complex. Gene Ontology annotation, molecular function: dynein intermediate chain binding. Gene Ontology annotation, biological process: microtubule-based movement.
AUGGAGGAGUAUCACCGCCACUGCGAAGAGGUUGGUUUCAGUGCUGAUGAAGCACACAAUAUUGUUAAAGAGUGUAUAGAUGGGGUCUUGGGUGGUGAAGAUUAUAACCAGAACAACAUCAACCAGUGGACUGCAAGCAUAGUGGAACAGUCCUUGACACAUUUGGUUAAGUUGGGAAAAGCUUAUAAAUAUAUUGUGACCUGUGCAGUGGUUCAAAGGAGUGCCUAUGGCUUUCACACAGCCAGCUCGUGUUUUUGGGAUACUACAUCUGAUGGCACCUGUACCGUAAGAUGGGAGAACCGAACCAUGAACUUUUUUUUCAAUGUUUUCGCCAUUGCUAUUGUCCUGUGACAGACUAAAAAUGUUUGGCCAUUUUUUUUAACUUAAGAAUUUGUCAGUGUAUCCUUUCUAAAAAGAGUAGUAGUUACUUAUUUUUUUGUUAGAUGACAAGUGUGCAAUAUGCUUCAAAAGCUACCAAUGAAAACUGAACAUUAUAAGCAAGCAAUCUCAUAGUGAGUUGGCAGAUUAUCUCGUAUUCUCUCCAGCAUCUUUUUUUUAGGAAAAAUUUAUUGUUGGCAAA